CGGCGCGCCUGCGCGAAAACGGCCGCGGCUUAAUGCGCGUGCGCGGGCGAGCCAGUGCGGAAGUCAGAGGAGGCUCGGGCUUGGACCAGGCUUGACGUGAAGCGCUGUACUGGAAGAGGCGUUCAGGAGGCUCCACUGGCUUCCCGGAGCCGUCCCUAGCCCGAGCCCGCGUUCCUAAGCCUGUGCCCGCGGGGCGGCUCCGAGCAGCCCUCGGGUUAGGCGUUCGGUCGGGGACGAGCCCGCGCGCACCUGACAGCCGGGCCCGGAGGUCUGGCGAGAGCCGAGCGCUGCACGAGCCCGGCCCGGCGUCUUAAGGGAGAGCAGCUUCGGCGGGAGGAGAGCGCGAUGGACGAGGAUCUGAUGGUCGCGCUGCGGCUGCAGGAGGAGUGGGACGUGCAGGUGGCCCUGCGCGCGGCGGCCCGGGAGCCCGUGUCGUUGGUGGACGCGUCCUGGGAGCUGGUGGACCCCACCCCGGACCUGCAGGCGCUCUUCUUGCAGUUUAACGACCGCUUCUUCUGGGGUCAGCUGGAGGCGGUGGAGGUUAAGUGGAGUGUGCGCAUGACACUGUGUGCUGGGAUUUGCACCUAUGAAGGGAAAGGCGGGAUGUGCUCCAUCCGUCUCAGUGAGCCCCUUUUAAAACUGAGACCAAGAAAGGACCUUGUAGAGACUCUUUUGCAUGAAAUGAUACACGCCUACUUAUUUGUCACGAAUAACGAUAAAGACCGGGAAGGACAUGGCCCAGAGUUUUGUAAACACAUGCAUCGUAUCAACCAGAUGACAGGAGCCAACAUAACGGUCUACCACACUUUCCACGAUGAGGUGGACGAGUACCGGCGGCACUGGUGGCGUUGCAACGGGCCCUGCCAGCACAGACAGCCCUACUACGGCUACGUGAAGCGUGCCACCAACAGGGCACCCUCUGCGCAUGACUACUGGUGGGCUGACCACCAGAAAACCUGCGGAGGCACGUACAUCAAAAUCAAGGAGCCAGAGAACUACUCGAAGAAAGGCAAAGGGAAGACAAAAGCUGGCAAGCCACCGGUGUCAGCCAUGGAGAACACAGACAAGGUGUGCAGAGGGGAGGCUCAGCCGCUCAUCCCGUUCAGCGGAAAAGGUUAUGUUCUCGGAGACACAAGCUCUUGUCCCUCCGCGGGGAAGUUGAAGGCCUCACUCGUGGUUAAUGAAGCCAAAGGUCUCUCAGGUCAAGACAAUUCAGCAAGUGGCCUCAGGCUCGAUUCCAACAUUGAGGUGAAAUGUGAACAAAACAGUUUCUCAAAUAAAAAACCUCAUCUGGUCUCCCCUGUUCCUACUGCCAGUCACCAGAGUGUCCUGAGCAGCUACUUCCCCAGAGUCUCUGUGGCCAACCAGAAGGCCUUCAGGAGUGUGAAUGGAUCCCCAGUGAAGAGUGGGACUGUUGGGGACGGCUCCACGCAUUCAGCAGUGUCCAGCUCUCAGAGAAAGGUGCCACCUUCCAGGGCAUCCCUGAGAAAUGCCUCCAAAGUAAUGGCAGCAGCAGCAGCAACUGUGACAUCCUCAGCCAUCUCCCGAGAGGAGAGUGGGUCUGAAGACCAAUUCCUGAGCAAGCGGUCCAGGCUGGAGGACAGGACUGCUUUGGAUAAUGUCAUCCAGGAGCAAACACAGAGUGGUGGUGGUGACCUUCUGGAUAGCCCACGGCCCAUAGCCACCAGCGCGCCUCGCAGCCAACGACGGCUGGUCAACUGCCCCGUCUGUCAGGGCAUAGUUCUGGAGUCACAGAUUAAUGAACAUCUGGACCGCUGCCUGGAAGGUAACAAAACCAAUCUCCGACCUCGAAGAGUCUGAAGUGGGGUGGGUCCCACACCACCUGUCACCUCAUGGUGACGUCUCCUGCAGGGAAGGCGCUGUGGGCUACAGUGGCUUAUUGUAC
Acomys russatus (golden spiny mouse) is the source of this 1906-nucleotide messenger RNA. RefSeq names its product SprT-like N-terminal domain (gene Sprtn). The transcript is spliced from 5 exons. Gene Ontology annotation, molecular function: metalloendopeptidase activity; polyubiquitin modification-dependent protein binding; single-stranded DNA binding. Gene Ontology annotation, biological process: DNA repair. NCBI's taxonomy places the organism in Eukaryota, Metazoa, Chordata, Mammalia, Rodentia, Muridae. Bases 346 to 1821 code for a protein of 491 amino acids. The record is from RefSeq and is a predicted model, not a curated record. Gene Ontology annotation, cellular component: nucleus.